Petromyzon marinus (sea lamprey) is the source of this 7673-nucleotide messenger RNA. RefSeq lists its product as uncharacterized. NCBI's taxonomy places the organism in Eukaryota, Metazoa, Chordata, Hyperoartia, Petromyzontiformes, Petromyzontidae. Gene Ontology annotation, cellular component: membrane. The record is from RefSeq and is a predicted model, not a curated record.
CGCCUCUUCUCUCUCUCUCUCUCAUUCUGUGUUCUCCCUGCCUCUCGCGCCCACACGUGCUGCUGCUGCUGCUGACGGGUCGUGCUCGUCGUCGUGCUGCUUGCUGGUGGUGGGUGGUGUUUAUGUCGCCGCCGACGCUACCGCUACUGUCGGACGCAAUGUCGCAUCCGGAGAAACGGACUGCGGGAAGGUUCUAGGAUCUAGGGGAGAGGCGUCGAGCGCUGGCAACGCGUGCGCUCCCGAGCUAAAUAGCAGCAGCAGCGUUGAUUGUUAGCGGGGUGGGAGCAGGCGGGGAGGUCUGCAUGCAUGGUCGGGGUUGCCUGCCCUUGCUAUCCGACGAGCGUGCGUGGGGGUGGCGGUGUUUUGCCGAGGUGGUGGUGGGGACCACCCAAAUUGUCGUCGGUUCGGAGGCAACCGAACCCGCCUCCGAAACACAUCUUGUUGUUAUCGGGCUUGAUCUCGCAUCAGCUCGGGACGACUCUCAACCGGCGACACUUUCCACCUUGCCGUCUCUUCUCUGGCCGGGAUCGUCUCCAUCGCCUCGUCCGCUUCUCCGCAGCUGCCUCGAAACGGCCUCCUCCGUCUCCACCUCCUCAUCCUCCCUACCCGGGCCCCUCAAUAACCCGGCGGGUGUCGACUCCCCACCAUGCCCCCAAGCCCUGCCUGCCCGACCCUGCCUGGACCCGGCAGCAGUGGCGGCACUCAGGACCCCCAUGGGCCAGACCCCCAACAUCACCUCCACCACCAUCACCAUCUUCACAGCCAUCACCUCCACGCCACCGGGACCGUGCUGCCCAGUGGCACCCGGGUGGAGACGAGUAGCCUGGCCUGGGUCCGGGAGCAGCGCUCCAGGGCUCGGCUCAUGCUCAUCCUUGGAGUGGCUCAGAUGGUCCUCGGGGCCCUCAUUGUUACCGUGAGCUUCGCUGCCCUGGCCCUCACCAGCUCGGCCCGGAUCCGCCACUCGUGCCCUUUCUGGGCUGGCUUCUCGGUGCUGCUGUCUGGUCUCAUAGGAGUCAUAUCAUGGAAGCGGCCAAUCUCUCUCGUGGUGACGUUCUUCACGCUGCUGUCCGGCGUGUGCGUCAUGCUCAACCUGGCGGGCUCCAUCCUGUCGUGCCAGAACGCGCAGCUCGUCAAUUCGCUCACGCACUGCCAGCUGGUAAAGCCGGGAGACGAUGGCGUGUGCGUUUGCUGCGAGCGGCAGCAGACCGGCGGCUGCACCAACCUGGGCGAGACGGUGCGCCUCAACCCCCUGCAGGACUGCAGCACCAUCCGCCUGGCUCUCAAGGAUCUCCUGUUCAGCGUGUGCGCCCUCACCAUCCUGGCCACCAUCGUGUGUGCUCUGGCGACCGCCAUGCGCUGCGUGCAGAUCAUCACCGCCGACGUCAUACACAUGUUUGUACCACAGCGGUCUUCACACGUCCAGCAUGACUGCUUGAACACCCACAACUCGUUGGUGCACCAGACGGUGGACUUUGAGGAGUUUGUGCCACCCAUCCCUCCUCCGCCUUACUACCCUCCCGAGUACACCUACACGCCCGUGAUGGACGCGAAUCGAACGUCGCGGCUGCACCUGAUCCACUGUCCCUAUGACAUCUGCGUGCCACGGGUCGGGUGCGAGGCCGUGUAUCCCGGGGAGCUGCCACCCCCAUACGAGGCCGUCGUCGCCCAGACCCGUACCACCCAGCCGGAUGUGAUCCAUCAAGCGGCCGUUCUCACGCAAGGCCUGGAGCCGGGCACGGGGGAGCCGGGCACCCAGGCGCGCAGAUUCUCCAGCGACGGCAAUGCGGUUGGCAACGUUGCGGAGAGGCGGCUGUCGGAAGACUCGAGCACGCUCAGCGGCCGAGCCCCCGUCCGCUCGCGAGACGUCCCGAUGUAUGGUGCGCUGCACGGCACGGCGCCGGAUACCAUCGCGUCCAGCCUUGAGGACACCGGCGGGGGCGGGGGUGGGGGUGGCGGCGGCGGCGGCGGUGGAGGCCCCUCUGAGCCGGCACGGCAGAGGCCUCAUGGGCGCGGCCGACCUCAGAGCCAGGAGAGCGGCCUGGCCCUGGCUCGCCACGCCACUGGCAGGCACUUUGGAUCCCGGCGUAGCCAGGCCCGCAGGGCGGCCAUCAGUCACCACGUGGAGGUGAUCUCCAUCUCGCAGCCGGUGCAGGAAGGGAAACACGCCGGCAAAACGGACGCGGUGGACGACGCUCAGAACUGGAGGCCCACCAAACGCCACAGCGGGCUCAUAGGGCAGAGCGUAAGCGUCGGGACCGCCGAGCAAACCCGGGACGUCGAGGGCGGCGGUGGCGUGCGUCAGGUUGCCACCGCGGCUCAGACUCACAGCGUCGAGGGCGACGUUCAAGCGCGCCAAACCCCCAACGGGACGUCGCACGGUGAGGGCGAGAGGCGUACUGCAUCCAGUGAAGCCAAUGUCGUCGGCACGGAGCACGAGACGCGGGACGUUACAUUUGUGGAGGAAGUGGUGGACGGUACGGACGCGAGACAGCGGCAGUGCUGCGUUGCGGAAGGGCAAACCCUGAACGCCGCGGCCGACGAGCACGACGACGACGUGGAUUUUCCCGGACGGAACUUCAGCCUCGGGGGCCCGUGCCCCGCGGGGCAGGGGAGACAGGCCCUCGCCGUGGACGUUGGCGUCGUGGAGCGAGCGGCGCGCGUCGAGGGUGGCGGGGGCCCGUGCCGCGAUGCUUCGGUGUCGGUGGAGGUGCACGCGAGAGGGAGACACGGCGGAGGAGGUGGAGCAGGAGGAGGAUGCGCCGUCGCCGGCGGCGUCGCGCCGUCUCGGCCCGCCGUCCCGCGGCCGAGCUCGCCGGACGGCAGCCCCCCGAGCGGCGGCGGCGGCGGCGGCGCGGACGCGCGGAAGGGCGCGGCGGCGCCGGCGCAGCGCAGCAAGCGGGCCACGGCGCGCGGCGAGCGCGGUCGCGCCAAGCGGCGGAGACGGAGCGGCGGUGGAGCGCGGCCGACGUCCAGGAACGCCGAGUCCCAGCCCGACUCCGACAGAGGUGGCCAGUUGAGCUCCGGCUCGCUAUCCCCUAACGUGGACGUAGAAGAGGGACUCUGCUGUGACGUGCUUGAUGACAUCUGCCCGUCCGAGCCGGGAGUCCGGAACGCCGGCACGGGCUCUGCGCAGUCCUUUCGAACGAGCCCACCGCCGGAGGCUCCCAGGGAGCGGCCUCGCUCGCUCGUGGACCUGCAAACCUACGAGGACACCAAGAUCCUCGUGUCUCGCUUCCUCGAGAGCUCCAGCGGUGACCUGCCGCCCGACGUACGUCACGUGGUCAACGACAUCAAGUCUGUGAUCGCGUCGGACGAGAGGCACAUGGAGGAGGCGAUCCUCAGCGCCAGCGUCCUCGAUCAGGUGAUGGUCCAGACGCAGUCGGUGCGCACGAGCCCCCUGUCCCCAACGCGGGACGGCCGGGCUGCCGCCACGUCUCCCCGCAGCUGCGGGAACCUCAGCGAGCCGGGCCUGGAGGGCCGGCGGCAGCGAUCGGACGAGCAGAGCCGACCGCACAGCCACGUGGGCGUCCUUCGGGAAACCGUCCUGUAGCCACCCCUCGCCUGCCUUGCCCGCCACCUUAGCCCUCCCCCCACCUCGCCUGCCCUCCAAUCAUCUCUCGUCUCCUCACCUCUCCUGCCCUUCCCUGCUCUCUCCCAUCCCCUCGCAUCCCAUCUCAUUCCACCCCCUUGCCUCGCCUCAAAUCCCCUCGCCUGCCCUUAUCUCCCUUGCCCAAACGCUGCUCUGUCCUUCCCUUCGCAUCCCAUCCCAACCUCUUCCCCUCAGCCCCUCAGCCCCUCCGCUCCCAGCCCCUCGCCCGUGCCCAUUGCCUUGCCAUGUCUCGGCACAGCUGCCUACUCGAGAAGCGACCGGUGGCUUUGUCGUCUUGCCAUGACUUUCGCGGUGCUGUGCACUUGUUGUUGUUGUUGUUUAUUUUCCUUCACUCAUGCGCACGCAAAAAAAAUACGGAUUGUGGUAAAUAUUGGAAGUGCUUAUACGGAAGGUGCUGCCCCGGUGUUGAUUGUCUUUCUAAGCAUCGACUUUCGAGUGCAUUCGUUGCCGCUCUCCUACAGUCGACGUGCCAACAGCUGAUCGCAGUCCGAAAAGUCCAGUACACGUCACGUAAUAGGAAGCUAAUACAUGUGUUUGAUUCGUUGAUGUUUACUUUUUCAGGUGCACGCUAAAAAGUAAGCAUCAUGGCUGUGCUCGGAAAAGAACCGUUUAUUUUGUUUCUAUUUGAAUUUUAUCAAAUUAGUGUAUGAUACGCGCUACAUUUUCUGAUAAGUGUAACACAAAAGAUUUGGAUAACAUUGGCACAAAUUUCCAGUGGUAAUCUUUGUGGUCCCUGAGAAAGGACGCACAGACAGUACACGUUACUCAACUGAAGCAGCCCCAUCAUCCCAAUAAUACAUGCACGCACACGUACACGCUUGAUGAAUGGCAACAGGUUACUAUGCCUGCAGGGGAGGCAUGCCUAAGAAACACUUAAUUCAUUAUCGGUCGAGCAGUACAAUUUCUUGAUGUCAACAACGGAGGUGUUUGUGCAAGUGGAACCCACGAUUCAACCGAGUCCCGUUUUGCACACCUGCUCGGAAACCAAGGUGCUUCUCACGACGCCUACAUAACGCACACGGUCGCCGAUUGGGCCCGUAAUGUUGUUGUCUUGGCAUAUGAUGCUUCUGAAGCUUGACAUGUAUAAGUCUUCGGCUCGUAGCAGUCUGGAUGCUGCCGUGGUAUAAUGGUUAGCACACAACCCAGAGGGGUCGCCCGUUCAAUUCCAUCUGCCAGCGCGGUAGUUGAAACGCGCGCUAAAAACGGCAUAAUUAUGAUGAAGUGUCACCCACUGCUCUGUUUUGGUUUUUGCCGAGACCUCCAAUGAUAAUUAGGAAUAGGACCGAUGCAAAUAAUUGCCCAUCAGGUUUAUAAAUUAUAUAUUUGGGGUGUAAUAGGUUGCAGGACAUGCAGUGGAAAUGCGAUGCCAUGAGAAAGUGCUCCCAUCUAUUGCUGGGAGCACGUCUGUUGGUUCUGAAGUAUUUUAUAUCGUCGAAUGCGUGUUUGUGACGCAUUGAAAUUGAAGUGCUGCAGAUACUGUGGUGUGAGAGUGAAAUGUUACAUCUUUUUUCAAUUAUGCCUACUGACACCACAUCAAGCGCCUGGAUCAUUUUUUUGUGGUUUGCAUUCAAUGAGAUUCAUGUACGCUCGGGAUGUCCCCCGAUUUGCCGAUAAUUUGGGAGUACAGAGCCUUGACGCGAAAUGUCAGACGAUCCGAAAAACUAGACGUCACGUCCACGCUCUUGCCGCCUAAAAGCAAUGCCACGUGGCAUGGUGUGAGACGUCCCUAUCGUUAGUGUGAAUACUUGGUAUGUAAUAAGUAAAUUAUUCGAACAUUUGGAAAAGAUUCGAAAUUAUUCUUCAAUUAAGCUAAAAUGUGAAACUCAUCACUCAUAUACAGGACGUAAACAUAAGAGUUUUUCUCUUGCUACCUGAUUGGUUAAAGCAAGUAAGGUGACCAGUUAUUUACAUUUCACAAUAUUACCAAGAUAAAUUCAACUUAACGUCCUAUCCUCCUAACAGCAGAUUAUGUGCAUCCGUUGUAUAUUUAUUACGCAUCCAAAUAUUCCUCAGCAUUCGGUGGCAUCUAAACAGCCAAUGUGUGGGUCAUACUUCUCCAAGCGAGCGUUAGCUUCAAACUGUGCCUCGUAUUUCUCCGUGAGAUUAUUCUAAAUCUGUGUUUGUGCCCGUUUUGCGCAAUCGUGGUGAAAUAUUGUCUGCGGGAUAAAAAUGCCGCGGCAAAUCCCCAAUCUCGGUAACAUAAAUUAUUAUUAGAUAAUAGUAUAACAAUAUUAUUAUCUAAUAAUAAUUUAUUGCCAUUGCCUUCCCAAUGCAGCCGCGAUUCGUACAACAGCAGUGCGUGCACGCGUUCACUUUAUUAAUCUGCAAAAAACAAACCCGUUGCUUCCACGCAGUAAAACACUUUGUUCAUCGCUUCAUUUAAAAACGGGCAGCAGAGUUUUUUUUCUUUGCAGUCGCUGCAGCAAAAGAAACCACGUGCGAAAAUGCUGUUCGUUAUCAUUCACCGUACCUUGAUAAUGAGAAACUUGCCCAACCCAGGUGUUAAACAGAAACAUCACUUCAUCAUCACGAAUAUCCUGCCUUUUCGCCUGCAGAACUACAUUAUUUGGCCUUUAGGAAGGGUGCAUUAACAUAUUAAUGGCAUCUUGCUCAUCGGUAAGACUCCAUUUCAAUUCUAUGGUUUCGGAAGGCAUAUUGUCCUUGGUGUAAUCGUGAGUCAGCUCGGUGGGGGGGGGGGGGCAGUUUGUUAUGUUGGCUCACUUCCAAUGAUGGGACUAGUGUGUUCAUGUGCACACAGCCCCAUCGGUGAGCUCCUUCAGCAGGUGAGGCUGCAUUGACUGGGUCAUGUAACCCGCAUGCCCAGCCACAGAAGGCUAAAAGAAGCUUCUGUUUGUCUGAAUUGAGAGGGAUAAACGGACGUGGCAUGGGCUAGAGAACAGAUGAACUGAUACGGUACAGAUGGAUGUGGAUCUGAUUGGACUUGCCGAUGGCUGGUAUCAGCUAUGUCAAGAUCAGCCUCUGUGGAGGAGGCUCGUGAAGGACGCUGCUUCCGGGCAGUUGGAAGCAGUCGCCCUCCAGCAACAACAACGGGGGGCGGAGGAGCGGCCUUCACAACAACGAGGUGGCACAGUGGGGAGCAGAGGUGGUGCAUCCGCCAGCCAUCUCAAGUCAGUCAACCCACGGCACCUGGGUCAUGUCCCGUGACCUACCAGCAGCGAGCCUUGGACACUUCACGUCGCCUCUUGGUGCACCUAGCCUGGCCCAAGCGCAGUGGCCAACGGCGGUUGUUAUUGCCGUUCGUGGGACAAUUGGCACACGGCUGCUUGGCUUGCGCGUGUGAGGGGCGCUCUCGGAGGAAGGAGAACGGAGUGCGACCGGCGCGUACUGAACACAAAGGAUAAUGAGAACAACAGAACAAAUGGCAAAGGAAGCGACGGAGAACAACGACAACAACACACGUGUUGUUUACGCAAAGAGCUUUGCACUACAAGGCCGUCACAUAUUUGCAAUACACCCGACUGUUGUAACACACCCGGUCAUGUCUAAAAUAUGUUUUUUUUUGGUCACUGCAUUUGACCAUCCGUCUAAUUUAUUGUGUCGGUGGGUUUCACAAAGGUAAUGGCGUGUAUUGCAUUAUUUUGUCUCUUGGUUAUGCCUUCUUUACGUGACUUUGUUUCGCUCUCAGACUGAGCUAUUGUACACAGACACACACGUUUAACAUACUCCUGUUUGUGCGGUUGUAUAUUAAUGUACAUAUGUUUUUUUUGAGAAGUGUCAAGUAUGCUAAUGUUUAGAAGGUCCUUGCCCCGGAAGGGAGUGAGUGUGCCAUUGGACAUGCUGGUUAUUACCUCUGAGGACCAAAUUGUGCCGAUAAUUGAUCCGUCUCGCCUGCAGGAAAAAACAAACAACAAAGACGUGUUUACACCAACUGCAGCUUCUGUUGAUUGUGUAUAAUUAGAAUAAGUGUUGCAAAAAACAUGGACACUUUGUACAUACGCUGUGUUUAUUGUUGUUACAUGUUGUCGACUGUAAAUACAAUUUGACAGCUGCUGAAAAUGUUGGUUUUUGUAACAAUCAUGCUGCUUAAACAGUGACUUCUUUG